Capsella rubella is the source of this 1019-nucleotide messenger RNA. Its product is annotated as stem-specific protein TSJT1. The coding region runs from base 132 to 884 and encodes 250 amino acids. The transcript has 4 exons. NCBI's taxonomy places the organism in Eukaryota, Viridiplantae, Streptophyta, Magnoliopsida, Brassicales, Brassicaceae. The record is from RefSeq and is a predicted model, not a curated record.
AACAAACCUUUGCCACCUUCUUCAUUCUUCCUUUCAACAAGAUUAUUCUUCUUAUACAGAAGAGACGCACAAAACUCUUUCCUUUUCUAUUUCAUUUUUUUUUUUGGGUUCUCUGUCUCGAUAGAAAAUAAAUGUUGGCCAUAUUCCACGAGGCGUUUGCUCAUCCGCCGGAGGAACUCAACAGUCCGGCCUCUGAGAAAUGUUCUAAACAACCAAAGCUUCCUCAAGAUACCCUCAACGAUUUCUUAUCUCGUUACUCUCUCAACACUUUCUCCAUGUCUUUCGGUCAAGCUGCUGUUCUUGCUUACGUCCGUCCUUCUGCUUCUUUCUCCAUCCACCAGAGGUUGUUUUGUGGAUUUGAUGAUAUCUACUGUCUCUUCUUUGGGAGCUUGAACAAUCUGUGUCAGCUAAACAGACAAUAUGGUCUAACCAAGACAACAAACGAGGCCAUGUUUGUGAUCGAAGCUUACAGGACUCUUAGAGACAGAGGUCCUUAUCCAGCUGAUCAGGUUGUUAAAGACUUAGAUGGUAGCUUUGCCUUUGUUGUUUAUGAUAGCAAAGCCGGCUCUGUCUUCACAGCUCUGGGAUCUGAUGGAGGGGUGAAGCUAUACUGGGGGAUAGCUGCUGAUGGAUCUGUUGUCAUAUCAGAUGAUUUGGAUGUUAUUAAAGAAGGUUGUGCCAAAUCUUUUGCUCCAUUUCCUACAGGGUGUAUGUUCCAUAGUGAAGGAGGGUUAAUGAGCUUUGAGCAUCCGAUGAACAAGAUCAAGGCAAUGCCGAGAGUGGACAGUGAGGGAGUUCUGUGCGGUGCCAACUUCAAGGUGGAUGUGUACAAUCGUGUUAACAGUAUCCCUCGUCGAGGAAGUGAAGCCAAUUGGACUCUCUGAAAACACUGGGAACUUCCAGAAGAUGGUUUCUUUUUCGCACUUUGUUCUUCUUCUCCACUUUUAUCUUAGUUAUGGACUGUUCCCAAGUAUGCCAUGAAUAAAACUGUGAAUAGCUUUCAAGGUUCUGUUUCUCUA